Molecule: messenger RNA, 3479 nt
Organism: Rhopilema esculentum
Lineage: Eukaryota; Metazoa; Cnidaria; Scyphozoa; Rhizostomeae; Rhizostomatidae
Source: RefSeq, a predicted model, not a curated record
AAAGGCACUGAAAUAGUUCUGAGCCACGAGAAAAUCAUUCAUUAAAACAAGCAGUUUUCCAUACUGAACCCUAUUGCAGCUCGCGCUUUUUGCCACUAUUUAAAAUGGCGGAAGUUAACAAAUUUGCCUCACUCGGCAGUACGCAGCAUGACCCGACCCGAGUUAGACAUCUAGCGCCUUCGGCGCUUCUAUGACGUUCUCACGUGAAAGAGAGACGAUUUGUAAUGUGCCUCGUUUUAGUUCGCAACAAAAACAAUUUCUGGAAGAAGAAGAGGAAGGGGUAUGACAUGGUGGACAGUACCGGCUUGUUUUAAAGGAUGGGGCAAUUUGAAUCUAAACAGCACGGAUUUGAAGGCAUUGUCAGCCACAUAUACGGAACCAUCUAUGGACAAUGCAUUGGAGAUGCAAUCGGGCUGCUUACCGAGUUCAUGAUAAAAGCAGAAGCAAAGAAGUAUUACAAACAACAUAUCAAAAAUGGGUUGGAGUAUAAGCUAAAAGUACCUGAUCUCCAUAGAGAAAGAUGGCAAACUGGAGAUUGGACAGAUGACUCUGAUCAGAUGCUGUGCAUUUUGCAGUCUCUUCUUGAUAUGAAUGGCAAAAUUGAUGUUCUUGAUGUUGGGAAGAAGCUGCAUGGAUGGAUACAACAUGGGAUACCUGAAUUGGAAAAGAGAUGUAUGGGUUUGGGGAGAUCAACUGGGACUGUCUUAAGACAUCCAGAAUAUCUUUCUGACCCCCAUAAGGCUGCAUAUGUGGUCUGGGAUUCUUCACAAAGGAAUAUUGCACCAAAUGGUGCAGUUAUGCGGACUUCAAUACUGGGUAUCCAUGAAUUCAUGUCUCUUGAAAAAGUUAAAGAGAAUACUGUUAACGUCUGUAAAUGCUCCCAUGCUGAUCCAAGAUGCAUAGCGUCAUGUGUUGCAGUGACAACUGCCAUUUCUACAAUGCUGCGAAGAGAAGACCAAUUCAUACUUGCUAACGGCGAUUUUGAUAUUUCUGCGAUAACACAAUUUGCAUAUGAGAAUGCAGUGACUUAUAUUGAGAAUGAAGACCAGAAAAGGGAGCUGGAGGCGGCCAUGUUUGCAAAACGGAUUUCAAGUCUUGAACUCUCUGAGUAUGGAAAGAUAGGCUAUACCCUAAAAACCCUUGGAGCUGGUUUUUGGGCGUUGAGACAGAAUGAUUUUGAAAAGGCUUUGACAACUAUUGUCAUGGAAGCAGGAGAUGCAGAUACAAACGGUGCUGUUGCAGGAGCUUUGCUUGGAUGCAAACUAAGCAUCAAUGGCAUACCAUCUAGAUGGAUUAACGACCUGAAAAACAAAACCUAUCUCAACCAGAAAAUUCACAGCUUAUUGGAACUAUUGGUAAAGAUGGAAAAUCUGCAAGAAGAGCAGGUACAGUCCUUCCAAGCACCGUGAUGCCCAAAGCAAGCAUGUAUAAACUUUUUAAUUGUUUUUAAUUAGAAAGCACAACCGGUUCACUAUUAGCUGAGAGUACUCAAGCACAUUGGGAGAGCUAAACGCAUAGUACUCAAGCACAUGGGGAUAGUUGGAGGGUCAUGGUAGCCAACCUUCUGAUAGAAGAUGGUACCUGAUGAUGAUGACUCGAGCACAUAUCAUUUUACACCAUUUCUUACACUUUCACAUUCUUAGCCCAUUUCCUUGGAAAGACUAGAAUUUAAAACUUUUUUCCUAUUAAAUUUGUAAGUGCCAAAGUGGACCAAACCAGCCAUCUAAGUGACCUAGAUUUUUCCAGGGGAGCAGUCACCCUGUGAUAUUAUUUGUGAGCAGCAUAGAUGGUUAAUGAUCAUUCAAUUUAUAAAUCUAUGCUGGUAGAGACUAUUGUGACCAAUGGUAAAUUUCAUUUGGCCAGAUGAGCUAUCAACCUUCCUUUUCUGCCCUUCUUAGCUCCAAUAUACCAUUUUUUAUUUCUGCGUGUAAUAUUUUUAUUAUAAAGGCAGCCUCUAUUUAAUGCAGAUGUUUAUUUAUCAAAAAUCAUGAAAUGUUAUUUACGGUCUAAAGUUAUUGAAAGUUUAAAAGGUACUUUUUUGUCUCUAAAAGCUUAAUUUUUAUCAAUCGUUACCAAUACUUGAAGUAUUAUUUUUCAUUACGCCACAACGUAAACCAAAGAUUGGUUUCUGAGGAUGAAUAUUAGAUACUUUGUUGAAUUUGUUUAGUUGGUAAUCUUUCAAUCAUUAUAACUGGACUUGAUAUUUACAAUCGUCGUAAAUGUUGGAAACUAAGGGCGCAGGACCCAGGCACCGCGCAGCCAUUGGGCUAGCAGGGGCUACAGCCCCCCCCUUUUUGCAAUAAUAGGCUAGAAAUGUUUUUAAAAGGUUUACUCUAACGCAACUUUGGAUAGCUUACUCCUAUGCAGUUCUUCUUGACUGGAAAUUUUUUUUAGUGUAUAUGGUGUAUGGACUGGAUAUGGUGUUUUUUCUAUUUUGGUUAGCUUGAUGUUUUAUUACCCUCGAGAUUAUUUUGUCCAUUUUUAUAGUUAUUGAUAUCUUCUCUGAACCAGGCUGUUUAUAAAGAUUCAGAAGAAAUAAGCAAGUAUUUUCUAAAAGAGGCCUUUUCCGACGUUCUAGAGGGCGUGGCCUAAAAAAAUUUCGGUCACACCCAUUUCAGCCCCUCCACUUUUAGAUUGGUGCGCGGUCCCUGGCAGGACCUUCCGUGUAUUCUUACAUUACAAGGAUGCUCAGCCAACUACCCAACACACUUUUUACUUGAAAUCGAUUUAGUCUGAUAACAUUUAUAUUUCAUUUAUCAUUUCAUUAUUUAUUGUAAUCGGAUUAUUUGUCUAGUGUUUUGAUAAUAUUGUCUCACAAAUCUAUAUGGACGACUGCAAAGAAUUCGUGUUAUUUUAUCAAAUUGAUAUCGUUAUGAUGAUGUUGCCUACACAGACCAACCAAAUAUGUACUCAUUUGUUAAGGGGGGCUAAGCCCCCCAAAUCUAUCUGAGUUUUGACAAGGAGCUGAGCCCCCCUUAAGCCCCCUCGACGGCACCACUGUGUGAAUGCUGUUAUGUAUUGGUGCACUCAGUAUAUUUCGAGAAAUUUUCUAAAAAAUUAGUCAACAAAUAGAUCAGGUAUCUGGAAAAUAAACCAUGUUUUAGAGAAGUAAUUGAAGGGAAUUUUGCUAACGUUUUUACAAUCCGAUUAUAUAGUUUGAUAUUUACAUUAAAACCGGUCUAUAUAUACCUACAUUAAACAUAUUUAUUAUAUCAUCGUUGAUUUUCAACUUAGGCCAUCUGGUCUUAGGCCAUUAGUCCAUUUUCAAAUUUUGACCCCAUAACAUGAAAGAACACCAUAAAAUACUCCCAUAUAUGCAAAAUCAGUUAAUUUUUUCAAAAAUUUGUUGAGCUAUGGCCAAUAGAAGAUUUGAAGUUUGCUAACGGAUUACUGUUAUUUUGGCUCAGUUCAUAGAGUUAUGAACUGAGACCAAAUUACAGAGAUUUGAUGGGGCCAUAGCUUUUGCUCAUCAGGUCAUA